CACGUAAAGAAAGAUCCGACACAAGGAAAGAGACGAAACAUGAUUCGUUUUCCAUGUUUUGCGACACGAUGGAAGAGACGGACUAAUAGGUUGAGAAGAUUCGGACAAUGCCAUUGUCUACCCUUUCCAUUGAAGAAUAAGAACAAAGAUUCGGGCGAACUUCAAGGCCAUGAUGUUUCACCUAAAAGGGCGAAAAAGGUUAAGGUCGACAUUAAAGAUCAAGACAACAAAAACCUUUCAGCAAAAAUUUUCACUUUCAAGGAGCUUGCAACAGCGACAAAAAACUUCAAAGAAGAAUGUAUUCUCGGGGAAGGUGGAUUCGGGCGAGUUUAUAAGGGAAAGCUCGAGAAAACAGGCAAGGUUGUAGCGAUAAAGCAACUGAAUCCUGAGGGAAAGCAAGGAAACAAAGAGUUUCUUGUGGAGGUUAUGAUGCUAAGCCAUCUUUCCCAUCCACACUUGGUAAAUUUGGUCGGAUACUGUGCAGAUGGAGAACAAAGACUGCUCGUGUAUGAAUAUAUGCGUGCUGGUUCUCUCGAAAAUCAUCUACUCGAUCUGCCACGUGGCAAACGACCGCUUGAUUGGACAACGAGGAUGAAGGUAGCAUUGCACGCUGCAAAAGGUCUAGAAUACUUGCACGAGACGAAUAAUCCUCCGAUUAUUUACCGUGACUUAAAGUCGUCCAACAUAUUGCUGGAUAAGGAUUUUAACGCGAAGCUAUCUGAUUUCGGGCUAGCAAGGAUUGGUCCAGUUGGGGAAAAGACACAUGUGUCAUCAAGAGUGAUGGGAACAUUCGGAUAUUGUGCACCCGAGUAUCAAAAAACAGGAAGGUUGACUGUGAAAUCAGAUAUUUAUAGCUACGGAGUUGUGUUGUUGGAACUAAUUACAGGGAGACGAGCGGUUGAUUUAACGAGAGAUACCGAAGAAUUGCAUCUUGUUCAAUGGGUGGAGCCAAAGAUCAGGGACCCACACAAAUAUGCAGAAGUGGUUGACCCACUGCUUCAAGGAAAAUACCCACAAUCUGAUUUAAGUCAAGUGUUAGCGAUAGCAGCCAUGUGUCUUGGUGUCAAUGCACCGCUCCGACCACCCAUGAGUGAUGUGGUUGCGGUUCUUGAUUCCCUUGUGCACGAUUCAAUACACCAUUCAUAUGACUAG
Lactuca sativa (garden lettuce) is the source of this 1152-nucleotide messenger RNA. The record is from RefSeq and is a predicted model, not a curated record. Lineage: Eukaryota; Viridiplantae; Streptophyta; Magnoliopsida; Asterales; Asteraceae.